Beauveria bassiana ARSEF 2860 is the source of this 381-nucleotide messenger RNA. RefSeq names its product thioredoxin-like protein. The coding region runs from base 1 to 381 and encodes 126 amino acids. The record is from RefSeq and is a predicted model, not a curated record. NCBI's taxonomy places the organism in Eukaryota, Fungi, Ascomycota, Sordariomycetes, Hypocreales, Cordycipitaceae. The transcript has a single exon.
AUGGCCAUCCAGCACGUCACCUCCCUCGCGCAGCUCAACGAGGUUUUCGCCGCAAACACCUACGUCGUCGUCGACUUCUUCGCCACCUGGUGCCCUCCCUGCAAGGCCAUCGCGCCCGUCUUUGAGAAGCUCGCCGACAAGCACGCCGCCCCGGGCUACUUUGCCUUUGCAAAGGUCAAUGUCGAGGAGGCCUCCGACGCUGCGCAAAAGUACGGCAUCACGGCCAUGCCCACUUUCCUCUUCUUCAAGGACGGCAAGCAGGUCAUGGUUCAUGGCCAGCUCGACCUCAAGGGCGCCAACCCGCCUGCGCUGACGGCCGCAGCGGACAAGAUCGGUGGGCUGGCGGCCGCGCGAAAGGCAGAGGCGGAUAAGGCGGCAUAA